Messenger RNA from Mus caroli (Ryukyu mouse), 655 nucleotides. RefSeq names its product chemokine like factor (gene Cklf). The record is from RefSeq and is a predicted model, not a curated record. Lineage: Eukaryota; Metazoa; Chordata; Mammalia; Rodentia; Muridae. Gene Ontology annotation, cellular component: membrane.
GCGCUAGUGCGCACGCGCGCCCGGACUUGGCUGAGCGCGGUGCCGCAGGCCCAGCCCCGGCAGUUGAGCUGGUGGCGCGAGUCCUGCAAAGAGCCAUUAAUCGAGAAGGCCUGAAAGAGAGGAGUGACUGUUGGGUCUGUGGGCAAGAUGGAGACUCCACAGCCGGUCGUAAACCGUCGGCCCUUCUGCUGCACUCUGAAAUGCUUUGUGAAGUUCCUGCGGUUGGUGGUAACUGUGGCAUCUAUGAUCUUUUUCAUCGUGGGACAAGCCCCUGAACCAUAUAUCGUCAUCACUGGGUUUGAAGUCACCAUUAUUUUCUGUUUCCUAGUCUUAUACACGUGUGGACUUGACAAGAUAAUGAGAUCUUUCUUUUGGCCUUUGCUUGAUGUUAUCAACUCAAUGGUAACAGCAUUAUGCAUGCUCAUUGUGUCUGUGUUGGCUCUAAUACCAGAAACCUCAACAAAGACAAUCCUUGGAGGGGUGUUUGGUUUCCUGACAGUAACAUGUACUAUUGCCGACUGUGCCCUUAUGUGCCAGAAACUUCGGUUUCAUCCACGUCACUCUUAUAAGGAAAAGUCUACUGAUGUCAUAGGUGACAGAGGAUAAUUUUAUACUUAUUUUUUACUAGUUAUUAAACUAAUUCUUUAUACAUCCA